GUCGUUUAAACCAUUUAGGGCAGUGACUGGGGAUGGCAGGAGCUAACUGCGCCUUUUGAUCCAAAAGUUAUAAUAAUUACGCAAAUGAAUGGGAUCGUCGGCACGAAUUGAGAACGGAUCGUUACAACAGGGCCAACGGUAACGGUGAAUGUUUUUGGACCUCCACACACACACAGUCGACGAAUAAAUAUAAUUUUACAGCCAACAAUGAAGGUGCAAUUACCUACAUCUGCAACAUGGCUGCUAGGAGGACACUAGUGGGAAAAGUUUAGAGUGACGUUACUUACUGACGUGGGAGAAGUUUUAUACUAUUCCAGUCCAGUGCAGCAGGACUUGUUGGAUAAACAAAAUCCGUUUUUUUCUCCCUCCGUCGCCUCGGUUUGAACAACGAACGGAACACUGGAUUACCGAGUAAAUGCGGAGAAGUGUAAGAUCACUUUCGCCGUAGACUUUACCUUCUAGAUUUGUGGUUCCCUUUUCAUCCCAAAUAGUGGAACUUUCGUCCAGUGGGCCCAUCCUAAAAUGCAUUUCUCCAUUCCCGAAACGGAGGUUCGUUCGGGAGAAAAUGGAUCAACAUAUGUGGCCUUCAACAUCCAUGUGAACGGUGUUCUGCACUGUCAGGUCCGCUACAGCCAGCUCCUGGGCCUACACCAACAGAUAAAGAAGGAGUACGGGAACAAUGUGGUGCCUGCUUUCCCCCCGAAGAAGAUCUUCACGCUGACGCCGGCUGAGGUGGAGCAACGACGUGAACAACUGGAGAAAUACAUGCAAGCUGUGCGUCAGGACCCAAUGCUCGGAGCCAGUGAGAUGUUCAACAGCUUUCUAAGGAAAGCCCAGCAGGAGACCCAGCAGAUUCCAACAGAAGAGGUACCUCUGGAGAUCUACCUGUCUAACGGCCAGAAGGUCACGGUCAACAUCCUGACCUCCGACCAGACAGAGGACGUCCUCGAGGCUGUUGCGUCGAAGCUGGACCUUCCAGACGACCUGGCUGCUUACUUCAGUCUAUUCCUGGUUCGUGAAGGAGUGGACGGGGGUUUAACGUUUGUGAGGAAGCUACAGGAGUUUGAGCUACCAUACGUAUCGGUCACCAGCUUACGGAGCUCGGAGUUCCACAUCGUCCUGCGUAAAAGUUACUGGGACACGGCGUAUGACAGUGAUGUAAUGGACAACAGAGUGGGACUCAACCUACUUUACACUCAGACGGUGUCCGACAUAGAGAGAGGCUGGAUACUCGUUAACAAGGACCAACACAGACAGCUCAAAUCACUGCAGGAGAAAGGCUCCAAGAAAGAAUUCAUCAGGCUAUGCCAGACGCUGAAGUACUUUGGCUACAUUCAGUUUGACCCAUGCGUGACAGACUUCCCGCAGAAGGGCUGUCACGUGAUCGUCUCCGCGGGCAACAACGAGCUCAACUUCCAGGUCAAGCUGCCCAAUGAACAGAUGAAGGAGGGGAGCUUCAAGGUCACACGCAUGAGGUGCUGGCGGGUCACUUCUUCUCAGUUCCCGGUAGCCAAUGGCACAGCCUCCCCCUCCCCCUGCUCAGCCAAGUGCGACCUGAAGUUGGAGCUGGCCUUCGAGUACCUGAUGAGCAAAGACCGCCUCCAGUGGGUCACCAUCACCAGCCCACAGGCGAUCAUGAUGAGCAUCUGUCUUCAGUCCAUGGUAGAUGAGCUGAUGGUCAAGAAAUCAGGAGGCAGCAUCAAGAAGGUGUGUCUGUGUGUGUCUGUGUGUGUGUCUGUGUGUGUGUCUGUGUCUGUGUGUGUGUGUGUG
Messenger RNA from Coregonus clupeaformis (lake whitefish), 1770 nucleotides. Its product is annotated as sorting nexin-17. The record is from RefSeq and is a predicted model, not a curated record. NCBI's taxonomy places the organism in Eukaryota, Metazoa, Chordata, Actinopteri, Salmoniformes, Salmonidae. Gene Ontology annotation, molecular function: phosphatidylinositol binding. Gene Ontology annotation, cellular component: early endosome. The annotation marks the transcript as partial. The transcript has 12 exons. Gene Ontology annotation, biological process: intracellular protein transport; signal transduction.